Messenger RNA from Arachis stenosperma, 723 nucleotides. Its product is annotated as probable NAD(P)H dehydrogenase subunit CRR3, chloroplastic. Gene Ontology annotation, biological process: photosynthetic electron transport in photosystem I. Bases 112 to 576 code for a protein of 154 amino acids. Gene Ontology annotation, cellular component: chloroplast thylakoid membrane; NAD(P)H dehydrogenase complex (plastoquinone). NCBI's taxonomy places the organism in Eukaryota, Viridiplantae, Streptophyta, Magnoliopsida, Fabales, Fabaceae. The record is from RefSeq and is a predicted model, not a curated record. The transcript has 3 exons.
AUAUUUUGAAUCCCGUUUGUUAUAUCUUAUCCAAAUUGCAAGAUGAAGUUCUAAACAUGCAUAUGCUAAUUUGAAGAACAACGUUCAUCACAUCACUACUUUAUUGUAUGCAUGAUGAAGAUGCUUUGCUUAUCGAAUAUUAUUCCCAUAAACAAAACAAUUCUUGCUUCUUCAUCCAAUAACGAUGUUCCUAUUCCUCCUCCUCCUUCUUCUUCGCCCAAGAGAAGAAAAGUUGGGCCUCGAAGACCACCAAAACCCACUGUAAUCCAAAUUGAACGCAUUGUUGGUGCUGGAAGCUUUAGAGAUGGCGAACAAGCGGGAGAUUCGGACGUGAGGAAAUCAGUGUUCGACUUGUUCUUGGGCCAAGCAUUUGAAGGGCCAGUGGAGAAGAAAAUCAGAACAACUGGCGAGUGGCUUCUUACUAAUGCUGAGCCUCGAUUUCAAAAAUCGGGCAAAGGAAUUCUCAAGUUUAUUUUCCAAUUGAUGCUACCAAUUUGGAUUAUGUCACUACUAGUUGCUAGUGGAGUUAUCAAGUUACCAUUCAGUAGUCCUUUUCUUGAUGACCUACUCUUGUGAGCCUAGCACACUUGUUCUUUACAGAUUCAAUGAAGGUCAAUUUCCAAGUUCAGAUAACACUGUUCUGAGAUAUAAAUGCAUGUAUAUAGAAGUAUACAAAUAUCUUGUCAUAGCAUGCCUCUCAAAUAAAAUAAUUUUUUUAUAAUA